GUAGUUGUAAACACAAUGAUAAAUAUAAUUGUUUCGCAGAUUACGACGUUACCAUAUCUCGAUAUGGUUAUUUCGGAAACCUUUCGUAAAUAUCCACUUUUAGCAUUUUUGGAUCGAAUUGCCCUUACCGAUUACAAAGUGCCUAAUUCCGAUCUGGUGAUAGAGAAAGGUACCCCAAUAUACGUUUCGAUGAUGGGUUUACACUACGAUCCGCGAUACUUUCCAAAUCCAGAAAAAUACGAUCCACUCGGAUUCACCGAGGAAGCCAAAAAUACCAGGCGAAAUUUCAUCUACCUUUCCUUUGGUGACUUCUCACGAAUGUGGCAGAAAAUUUAUGCGUUCCAGUACCGGUUUGUAUCUUUCAACUUUCUGUUGGCUGUCACUUUUAAUUUUACUCACGAUAAUUUCUCUCUUUUAUUCUUCGUUUCAGGUAUGCCAUUGGGACUUAUGCAAUCCAAACUUGGAGUUGUACAAAUAUUGAAGGACCACGAAGUUUCGCCUUGUGAAAAAACCAAAAUUCCAAUAGUUCUAGAUCCCUACGCACUCACCAUGACAGCUUUAGGAGGAAUGUAUCUCAACAUUCGAAAGACUGCCACUACUGCUGGUUAAACGAAGCUAAAGAUUUACGAAUCGCGUCAUGCAUUCCAAUUUUCUGCUUUGCUUGUGAUAAUUUCGAUAUAAUUUACUACUGAAUCGGUGAAGUUGAACAAAGGACUGUUCAA
Messenger RNA from Bombus pascuorum, 722 nucleotides. RefSeq names its product cytochrome P450 6k1-like. NCBI's taxonomy places the organism in Eukaryota, Metazoa, Arthropoda, Insecta, Hymenoptera, Apidae. The transcript is spliced from 2 exons. Gene Ontology annotation, molecular function: heme binding; monooxygenase activity; oxidoreductase activity, acting on paired donors, with incorporation or reduction of molecular oxygen. The coding region runs from base 16 to 609 and encodes 197 amino acids. The record is from RefSeq and is a predicted model, not a curated record.